GAAAUAGAAAUAUUCCUAUUCGCUUAGCAAAAAUGAAAUAGAAAAUAUUCUACUAUCUGCAAUUUUUUUUGCAGCCCAACUGCACGGUUGACUUAUCGUUCAUCUCUCUCUGAGCCGCUGAGGUGUAAAGGUUCGAGCUUUCUUUGUUCUUUAAUGGCGGAGAUUGUGUACCGCAACCCGGCUGGAAUUUUUUCCUUCUUUUCCUAUUCCUGAAACUGAGAACCACAGAGAAGAGGCAAGGUUCCAUUGCAAUGGGAGAGGGCAAUGGUGAUGCAUAUGUUUCAGUGGGUGAAGUGGAUUCCCCUAGGAUAGAUAACUUCAAGAAAGUCUCACUUCUGCCCCUUGUCUUCCUCAUCUUCUAUGAGGUUUCUGGGGGACCAUUUGGUGUUGAGGAUAGUGUCCAGGCUGCUGGUCCCCUUCUAGCCCUUCUCGGAUUCUUGGUCUUUCCACUCAUUUGGAGUGUUCCUGAGGCCUUAAUUACCGCAGAGAUGGGUACCAUGUUCCCUGAGGCUGGCGGUUAUGUAGUUUGGGUUUCGUCGGCUUUGGGUCCCUAUUGGGGGUUCCAGCAGGGCUGGAUGAAAUGGCUAAGUGGGGUUAUUGAUAAUGCUCUGUACCCAGUUCUGUUUCUGGACUAUUUGAAGUCGGCAAUCCCGGCUUUAGGUGGUGGCCUUCCAAGAAUCAUAGCCGUGUUGGUUUUGACGUCGGUGCUCACUUACAUGAACUAUAGGGGUUUAGCCAUUGUGGGAUGGGCUGCUGUUCUUUUAGGGGUUUUCUCACUCACUCCUUUUAUGGUUAUGGGACUUGUGGCAAUUCCCAAGUUGCAGCCUUCGAGAUGGUUAGUGGUAAAUCUACACAGUGUGGACUGGAAUUUGUAUUUGAACACUCUCUUUUGGAAUCUGAACUAUUGGGACUCGAUAAGUACACUUGCCGGGGAGGUAGAAAACCCAAAGAAAACUCUACCAAAGGCUCUGUUUUGUGCCUUGAUUUUGGUUGUUGUUGGGUAUUUAUUCCCUCUUCUAACUGGUACUGGGGCUGUUCCCCUCAACCGAGAGUUGUGGACUGAUGGAUACUUCUCAGAUAUUGCUAAAAUUAUUGGGGGAGUUUGGUUGAGAUGGUGGAUCCAAGGGGCUGCGGCAAUGUCAAAUAUGGGGAUGUUUGUGGCUGAAAUGAGCAGUGACUCCUUCCAACUUCUUGGGAUGGCAGAACGAGGCAUGCUGCCUGAGUUUUUCGCUAAAAGGUCUCGCUAUGGAACCCCAGUGAUUGGCAUUUUGUUCUCAGCUUCUGGAGUCCUUUUUCUAUCUUGGCUGAGCUUUCAAGAGAUUGUAGCUGCAGAAAACUUCUUGUACUGUUUUGGAAUGAUUCUAGAGUUCCUAUCAUUUAUACGGUUAAGAGUGAAGUACCCGGCAGCAUCUCGGCCUUACAAGAUACCUGUUGGAACAGUUGGAGCCAUUCUUUUGUGCAUUCCUCCAACCAUACUGAUUUGUACAGUUUUGGCCUUUUCUACUCUCAAGGUGGUGGUUGUGAGCGUCGGAGCCAUUAUGAUCGGCCUUGCGAUGCAGCCAUGUCUUAUGUAUGCGGAGAAAGAGAAGUGGAUCAAGUUUUCGACCAGCGCUGACCUCCCAGAUCUCCAUGGUGCUAAUCAGGGGAGUGUUAACUAAUAGAUUAGUAAGUCCUCAAAACAUGGAAAGGCAAAUGUACUCUCACUACUAUUGUUUUCAUCUCCCAAGGCAGUAAGGUUCGCUUUGCUCGUGUUCAUGUUGGUGUAUCUGAUCAAGAAGUUUGCAAUAGUUGCUCUCUAACCUAUGCAUUUCUCUUGCUCAAGUGCAUAGCAAUUGACCGAAAGCUAUUUAUCAUAUAUAUAUAUAUAUAUAUAUUUUAAGACGAUGAUAGAUGGAAAUGCUUUAUUAAAUAUUUACCAUUAAUUCUCUAUUGCGAUAUGUGAAUUUGGUUUGAGUAGAUUUUGAUGCAAUGUCACAUAUUGACAGAGAUUUUGAAAUGUAAGACGCAGUUAGAUUUUGAUGCAAUUUUAACUAA
This is a messenger RNA of Prunus mume (Japanese apricot), 2034 nucleotides long. RefSeq names its product putative polyamine transporter At1g31830. Gene Ontology annotation, cellular component: membrane. NCBI's taxonomy places the organism in Eukaryota, Viridiplantae, Streptophyta, Magnoliopsida, Rosales, Rosaceae. The record is from RefSeq and is a predicted model, not a curated record. Gene Ontology annotation, molecular function: transmembrane transporter activity. Gene Ontology annotation, biological process: transmembrane transport.